Miscanthus lutarioriparius is the source of this 522-nucleotide messenger RNA. The record is from the annotation of a GenBank genome assembly. NCBI's taxonomy places the organism in Eukaryota, Viridiplantae, Streptophyta, Magnoliopsida, Poales, Poaceae.
AUGGCAGCGCAGGAGGCGCUUCGGUGGCGCUACGGCGACGUGGACGACGGCAACUUCACCGUGCGCGGCCGCGGCGUGCCGGUCCUCGUGGCGCUCUUGGGCGUCCUCGUCUGCUUCGUCGCCGUCUGCCUCUACCUCCGAUGGACGUGCCACCGCUACAACGGCCGCCUCAUCGCGGCGACGGCGCCGCUGGCCGCCGCCACCGCCUGUUUCCCAGUGGCGGGCCUCGACGAUGCCGCGAUCGCGGGCCUGGCCGUGACGCUGUACCGGUCUGGCGCCGGCGCCGGUGCGGGUGCGGCGGACGACGACGCGGCACAGCAGCAGUGCUGCUCCAUCUGCCUCGGCGAGUUCCAGGAGGGCGACAAGGUGAAGGCGCUGCCGCGGUGCGGGCACGGCUUCCACCCGGAAUGCGUGGACGCGUGGCUGCGGGCGCGGGCAAGCUGUCCUCUGUGCCGGGACACGCUUCUCGCCGCCGCGGUAGCCACCAAAUCAGACAACGCCGUCGGAAACGAAGCUGUCUGA